Molecule: messenger RNA, 414 nt
Organism: Vanrija pseudolonga
Lineage: Eukaryota; Fungi; Basidiomycota; Tremellomycetes; Trichosporonales; Trichosporonaceae
Exons: 1
Coding region: 1-414 (137 amino acids)
Source: RefSeq, a predicted model, not a curated record
AUGCGCCUGCUCGCCCUCCUCAUCGCCGCGCUGGCGCUCGCGCUCACGACCACCCGCGCCUACUACGCCGACUUUACGUCGGCGAACGCGACGGCGUUCCCGAUCAAGGAGGACCACCUCAACUGCCGGAUCGGCCCGGCGACGACCUUCCCGGCCCUCAAGCAGUACCGCCUGACCGACACGGUGCGCGUCGUGUGCCAGCGGCGCGGCAUGGUCAUUGCGCAAAACUACGUGUGGAACCUCACCCCGGACGGGUGCUACGUCGCCGACUACUACAUUGCCACGGGCAUAUUCGGCAUCUGGGCGCCCGAGUGCAACGCGACGAGUGCUGGCCCGCCCCCCGGCAGCCCGGCCGGCGUGGCCACCUCGCCGACGGUGACGUUGCUGUCGUCGCCGACGCCGAGCGCACAGUAG